CCCGGGACCGUGAGGCCGCUACUGCCCCGUUCUCACCCCGGGCCUUCGCACGUGUGAAGGGUGACGUGUGUGAGCGGGGCGGGGGCCAGGCUGCGGGGCCAGGUGUUCUCCGCUCCCCUCCGGGCUGGGCAAGGAGGUGCGGGGGCAGAGGGUCCUUGGCCCGGUGCCGCGGGUGCAGCUGCAGCGUGGGCAGUGAGUGUGGCGUCCCACCCGUGAGGGGAAGGGCGCAUCCAAGGAUCGUAAAUGCUCGUGGUCCCAGGGAACGACGGAAGGUAGAGGGCCAGGACGAUGAUAGCACUUGGACUUGGCAUUGCAACUGUUGCAUUUGCAGGUCGUUAUGCUUUCCGCAUUUGGAAACCAUUGGAGGAGGCAAUUACAGAGGCAGCAAAGAGGGUUUCAACUUCUGACUGGAUCCUUGGACGCCCCCGCAAUUCAUACACCCCAGUACCAGAGAAAAGUGACAAAUCAUCUCGAGUGACGAGCAGCUCGACAGUGCCCAAGAAUCCCAUACCGGUGAGAUCCAGGCAACAACAGUAUCUUUAUGUGAUUUUGCUUUUGGGAUUUGUCGGCAGAGGGCAAGCCGAUGCAGGGCAUUACCCUCGCCAGUCAUUCAGGUGGGUCCUACGCCAUCUUUCGAGCGAUAAGGCAAUCAAAGAAACCAUCACACCGGACAGCCCAUCUUUUGAAUUUAAGCUAAAAGACAUAUUUCCCCCACAGCUAGGAUUCCCCGAAAUUGGGGAUUCGUCACUGUACCAGACCUAUUGGUGCCCUGCCUCCAACCCAGGUAAAAGCUACUGUAACUAUCCGGGGUACGGCUACUGUGGAUAUUGGGGGUGCGAAACUAUCGUGACAAGCGAUAGAUGGCAACCGCAGCAACCUGAUAAGUUCCUGCAAGUCAAGUAUGCUCCCCAUGGCUGUCGCGAACCAAAAUUCGGUAGUGACAAGCUAAUAUACACGCCCCGAGACGGGAGAAAACACACCUGUAAGAGCUAUGCAAUGACAAUUUUGCAGCCGACCCAUAUGAGUUGGGCGACAGGUAAAGUGUGGUCGGUGUUCGUUCGCGCCUUUUACGACAUUUGGGUGAAUGUACAAAUUAUCAGGCUCCUACCGUCAGUACCCCAAUCAAUCGGACCCAAUCAGAUUCUUACAGUAAGUGGACCCAAGAAAGAGACCACAACUAGCACCAAUUUUACGCUUAAUGCAUAAACAUUAAAUUCCUCCUUUUCAUCCGGCCUAUUAGCUAUUUACCAAACACCUAAGUCAGCUCCUUACAAUCCGUUUCUUAGUGUGUUAAACGCUACCUUUUCGUCAUUGAACCAAUCAAACCCGAACCUUACAAGGUCAUGCUGGUUAUGCUGUGAUGCAAAACUCCCUUUUUAUGAGGGUGUUGCCCUUAAUGUUUUUUUUAACUAUUCAACGGCAGAAAAUCCACACCAGUGUAGGUGGGACACCCCCCGGAGGGGAAUUACUCUGAGUCAUGUCACAGGCCAAGGCAAGUGCUUUGGCAAUGUGACCUUAGCAAGGCAAAUGGGCAAUAUCUGCAUUGAAUUUAUCGAGCCUGAUAGAAAGACCGAUAGGUGGGCGAUCCCGUCCGUACCAGGAAUGUGGGUCUGCCAACAAUCCGGAAUAAGCCCCUGUGUGCGCCUUGAUAAAUUUAAUAACUCUGUUGACUUUUGUGUCCAAGUUUUAAUUGUUCCGAGGGUCCUGUAUCACCAAGAAGAAGAAAUGUAUCACUUUUUAGAAGAACGCACCCGGCUCCACAGAAAGGAAGUAAUAACAAGCAUAACCAUUGCAAUGCUCCUCGGCCUAGGAGCUACCGGCGCAGCCACAGGUGUUUCAGCUCUCGUGACCCAACACCAAGGACUUUCUCAGCUGCAAAUGACCAUUGAUGAAGACUUACAAAGAACUGAGAAAUCAAUCUCCUUUCUAGAGAAAUCCGUCUCCUCGCUUUUGGAAGUCGUCCUGCAGAACAGGCGAGGACUGGACCUCUUGCUCAUGCAGCAAGGAGGCCUGUGUGCCGCCUUGAAAGAAGAAUGCUGUUUUUAUGCUGACCAUAUCGGAGUCGUGCGAGACUCAAUGACCGAACUAAGAGAAAGACUAGCCCAGAGAAAAAGAGAAAGAGAAGCCCAACAAGGAUGGUUCGAGUCAUGUUUCAACCAAUCUCCGUGGCUGACCACCCUUGUUUCCACCUUAAUAGGCCCUCUUACCAUGAUACUCCUGAAGUUGAUUUUUGGGCCUUGCAUUUUAAACAAAUUAGUGUCGUUUGUUAAGAGCCGUUUAGAAAAAGUUAACAUUUUAUUUGUUAGCUGCCAACAAUUGCUUUGAAGCGCGCUUAUUACUAACAUGUUAUAUCACUUUUUACAUCUUAUAAUGUCAGUUUUAAUAGCCUUUGCAUUUUCUAUAACUUAUGCUUUGUACGUUUUUUUUAGUUAAUCGUGAGGUGGGGGGAGGGGAUAUGUGGGUGAUUAGGGAUAGGCGAUCGGAAGAUAUCGCGUUGUACGGGCAGACAGAACCCCUCCCUCAACAGUUAGAGUUGCUUAACCCCCUUAGUUAGCCAGCAACACCCGGUUUAUGACACAGGCAGAAGGACGUGACGUGGUGAACCCAAGUUAUAUAACCCCAUGCAACCCGUUAAUAAACGCCAUUUUGCCGUCCACCA
Hirundo rustica (Barn swallow) is the source of this 2659-nucleotide messenger RNA. It is a transcript of the gene DNAJC15, whose product is annotated as DnaJ heat shock protein family (Hsp40) member C15. The coding region runs from base 289 to 1206 and encodes 305 amino acids. The record is from RefSeq and is a predicted model, not a curated record. The transcript has 4 exons. Gene Ontology annotation, molecular function: ATPase activator activity. Gene Ontology annotation, biological process: protein import into mitochondrial matrix. Lineage: Eukaryota; Metazoa; Chordata; Aves; Passeriformes; Hirundinidae. Gene Ontology annotation, cellular component: PAM complex, Tim23 associated import motor.